Molecule: messenger RNA, 6728 nt
Organism: Plodia interpunctella (Indianmeal moth)
Lineage: Eukaryota; Metazoa; Arthropoda; Insecta; Lepidoptera; Pyralidae
Gene: Ppcs
Product: Phosphopantothenoylcysteine synthetase
Exons: 8
Coding region: 255-1223 (322 amino acids)
Biological process (GO): coenzyme A biosynthetic process
Cellular component (GO): nucleus; cytoplasm
Molecular function (GO): phosphopantothenate--cysteine ligase activity
Source: RefSeq, a predicted model, not a curated record
AUUUAGUGAGGAUUUAAUUUUGAGAAAUUGUAAAGUGAGGUGAGGAGAGGAAUGGGAACUGUUCGUCUACGCUAGAUCUCCGCUUGUUUUAGAUAUAUUGAAAUCCCAUCUGUAUAUGUCACGCGGAGUGUUAUUAUCAGAGCAAAGUCCACGAAAUUUUAUCUCGUUCCAAAGGUACAAACUAACAACUAUAUAUUAAUCUUUGCGAAUCAUAAGAUGUCAGUGAAGUGUGUCCCUCUCGCAUUGAUUUUUCGAUGAAACCCGAGGCUGAAUCAGCAGCUGAGAUGGCGAGUGGUUCCUGGGAGGAGUUCUUCGCUGUGCACCUGCCCCCCACGGACUUUGAGGACAACCGCUCACUUCUCAAAGAGUUUUGUGAGCGACAUGACCAUUAUGGGAACAAGAUUGUACUCGUUACAUCUGGCGGCACCACAGUCCCGUUAGAACACAACACAGUUCGCUUUGUGGACAACUUCAGCGCAGGCACUCGGGGUUCGGCCUCCGCUGAAUAUUUCCUCGAACAGGGUUAUGCGGUGAUCUUCAUGCACCGUCAGAAGUCCCUGGAGCCGUUCACCAGACACUUCAGCGGGCAGAAGAUGAUGGACAUGCUGGAUAUUCAGGAGCGGGGGCCGAACACCACCAUCACAGUGAAGCCGGACAGCGUGGACGUACUGGCGCCGAUACUGCUGCGGUACAAAGCGGCGCACGGCGCAGGCGCAGUGCUGUACGUGACGUUCACGACGGUGUCGGACUACCUGUGGCUGCUGCGCGCCGCGUGCGAGUGUCUCGCGCGCUGUGGUCCGCGUGCCAUGCUGUACCUCGCCGCCGCUGUCUCGGACUUCCACAUACCUAAGGACAAAGUGCCAACCCACAAAAUGCAAUCGGAAAGUGGUCCGCCAGUGAUCCAGCUCCACCUGGUGCCGAAGAUGCUGAAGCCUUUGGUAAACCUGUGGGUGCCCGCAGCGUACGUGGUGUCGUUCAAGCUGGAGACCGACGAGAGCCUGCUGAUCCCCAAGGCCAGGGCUGCGCUGGACAAGUACAAGCACAAGAUGGUAGUAGCGAAUAUGCUGCAAAGCCGACAUCACAGAGUCAUUUUGGUCACUCCCGAGGCGAGUCAAGAAAUUCUACUAACCAGGGAGGAAGUACAUGCUGGCGUGGACAUAGAGUCGGCGAUAGUGUCGGAGAUCGCGCGGCUGCACGCGGAGCACGCGCGCGCGCCGCGCUGAGGCGCGCGCGCGCGCCGCCGGCUCUACCUCACGCCGGACUAGCGCGCUCGCCUCUCUCUCUCACUCUCACUCUCACUCAGACCUACUCCUUCUACUGACUUCACAUUAUUUUGUGAUCUACGACGUGAUGAAAAGCGGUGGUUAUCACUAUUAUGACUAACUUUAAUGACUUUAAAUUGUGAUCGGGUUUCGAUAAAAGCGGUGUUCAGUUCCCGCUCGAUUCCACAUUUUCUUCAUCUCAUUACGUGUGUAGUGUGAUAUGUAUAACAAUAGCCAGCUACAGUAUCGCAUGCGGCACCAACCAACCUCACCAACCACCAAUUAUAAAAUAUGUUUUUGAAUGUAUUAUUAAAACUAUCAAUAUAAAUAUUUAUAAAAUGUUAUAAUCUGGAUCAAAAUGAUAUGACGUCACAAUUUUUGGAGGAAGCCAAGUUUGGUACUUUUACGGUUUUGCCGUAUACAACGUGUUUUUUAUAAUACUUCAAGUGCGUUUUUUUUAAUUUAUAUCAUUAAAAAAACAGCAUUUUAUUUAUUUUGUAUAAUAAUAAAUAUUAAAAAUAUAUUAUAGACGUGUAUCUAUUUAUAAUAUUGUGUAAUUUCAAAACUGAAUAUAUGGAACCAUUUUUUCUAUAAAUAAAAUUUAUUCUAGGUAAGUAUACUAAUGUAUGUAUGACAUGUAUGUGUUUAUAUGGAUAUAGUAUAUAUGAUCCAACAAGCGAUCGUUGAUGUUUAUUAUAUUGUAAAAUUUCAUGUCUGUUGUAUGCAAAUGAUGGAAUAUAAAUCUUUGUUAUACAAUGUGUAAUAUAUACAUUUAUUAAAUUAUAAAUAAAUAGAAAUAGUGUUCUCAAAAGGUGGUACAAUGUCUCCUUCUCUCUUAAGAGAUAGACGGAACCGCGAGACAGAGAUGGGACGUUGCUGCUGGAUAGCACGAUUAAAAUUGUCUUUAAUUGAUUUAAACUAAACGCCGUAUCUUUUAUGGAACUUUUUCUAUUUGUUUAUUAUUAGAGGUUAUUAUUCUAAGGUUAACUUGUAAGUGAACCAUCAGAAUGUUCAAAAUAUUUAACGAAUAGACACUUCCAGAUGAUACCGAGGUUAAGAAUAAUUAUAAUUAUGAUAUUAAUGUAUAUACAAUACGCGGCAGUACCGAACACUAAAGGCUUUGGGAAAAUAGAACUUGAUUUUAACACUAAAAGACUUGAGUAAUUAGAUCUUUGAUCUAAAUUAAUUAUGUGGCUUAUAUAAAAAUACGUCUGUUUCUCACUAUAUUUAUUUCUAUCUUACGACACAGACAAACACACAAAAGAUGAUCUUAAUUGACGUUCCUUCACGUUAUUCUAAUUUUUCAUCUUAAUCAAUUCACACGAUAUUUCAGCAAUAUGCAUUAAUUGAAUUCGGAUGUUGGCAAUAAACAAAAAUCAAAAGCAGUUUCUUCUUUCUGUGUUUAAUCUUGUGUUUAUAACCAUUGGAUCCACAACACAAGUUUCCGUUGUGUUAUCAAUUUAUCAAAAUUAACAAUUAUUGCAACUACAAGUUUGAUGUUGUACGUACCUAUGCGUGUCUUACUCUGGAAUUAUAAUAAGGACCAUGGCUAGACAUUUUACUGUCUGUCUAUAUGUAUAUUUAUUAUGUUUGUAUUGCUGCAACACACACAAAUCUUCAAAUGUAUUUGUAUGUAAACUGUGUAAUUCUGAUAUUAUUUGUUAUGUGUGCGAUUGUAGCAAUAUAUCGAUAUAAUAUUGGCUUCAAUUUUAUUAAUUUAUAAAAGCGAGUAGUUUUGUACUAUGUUAAAUAUCACUAUAUAGUAUGAAACAAUACUGUCUGUAUGUAUGUAUGUAUGCUUAGAUCUUUAAAACGACGGAUUUUGAUGUGGGUUUUUAUAUAGUGUUCUUCCUUAGCAUGGUUCAGGUAUAUAAUUUAUCAUGGUUUUACCCGGGCGAAGCCGGUAAGGGUCGCUAGUAUAAUAAUAACAAUGUUACAUAUUAAGAAAAUUUAUUAUUGCAUAUAAAUCAGUUUAUACGUAAUAUAAUUAUACGAAUAUAAUUUUAUGGGUUUGUUGAAUUUAAAAUUGAAUUUAUAAUGUAUAUUUACUGUUUAUGGAUGACUUAAUACUCCGUCUUUGACACGAGACAACCUUGUUUAUUAUUUAUUAAAUUUUGUUAGAUAUAAUUCAGAGAUUUACAUAUCAUCGGCGUGAUGUCACACUUAAGAAAAUUCAAAAAUCAAUUUAUUGAUAAAUGUUAAAAAAUUCUUUGACUGCAAUUCAGUCGAAUUGCAGUCAAAUUGUUCAGUCGAACAAAACUUAAGCCAAAAUAUAGAGUUUUUUAACAUUUACAAUAGUUGAUUUGCGCCGGAUAUCAAAACAAAUUUUAAGCAAAUAUGUCCAAUUUCGUGUUGUCUCUGUUCUACAUGCGUAGCGAGACAGAGAUAGUACGAGAGUUGUGGACGUGUUUGUUUAUAUUUCUUUCAAAUAUUCGGCAGCUGUUGAUGUAACAAAAUGCCUCAUGCGUAGGUUAACUUUAAAUACAUCACACAAAAUUGAAUUUUAAGCAAUGAGAUGAAAAAUGUCACGAAUAAGCCGAAUGGAUAUCGGCCUCUAUUAGCACUGCACCGGUUCGUGGGUCCAGGGUCGUGGGUUCGAUUUCCGCUCGAGUCUUUUUUUCAUCUCAUUAUUUAAAUUUGUAAAGCAUGUGUGACAUGCUAAAAUUAAACUAUUAAUUUGAAAAAAAAAAUGUAAUUCCAAGUUAACUUUUUCUUGUACAGUUAAAAGCACAUUAAGCUACCCAACAUUCAUUGCAAACUCGCUACUAUUGUCAUUGCAUAGAAAUGUAUGCAGAUUAGCUUGACGUGCAGUUGAUUGUACGUUGUUUUUUUUUUUCAGAAAAAAUCGUUGAAUUUCGUAUAUUUUAGAAAUGUGGUGGUGUUUACUGUAGUUAUUAUAUUCGGUGGGUAGUUUGUAACGAUUGAGGAGAGGGUUAUAUCAAUGGUACUUGUGUAACGUAGUUCCGUGUUGAGUGUUGCUAAUUGCCGAUCUUGAGCGUUUAUUUUGGGUAUAUUAAAUUGUAUUGUCAUUUGAUUUUUAUGAUAGUUUACUCGAGCUUGAAGACAAUGUAAACUUACAAUCGCAGCGCCGUGUUUUCGUGUUAGCUAACACAAAAACGUUAUUUACUUACCGAUUAGGGGCGUGGCCUAACUGUUAUGUUAGAAAAAUAACACCAAAACAUGUUUUCCAAACCGAAUGGAUAACAUCCCCCGCGUUCGCCUGCGGGGAGGGGAAGUGACUCAUUUUGUGUUAGCGCUCACUAAAGAAAGACGAAAGCAUAGCGCAAUAUGGAGUAAACGAACAUAACAAUAGGCGAAAUUAGAAAAUUGGCGCUGCGGACCCGGCUAUAAGGAAUAGCCAAAUGAGAUAAAACAUUUCCAUACAAGUUCCUGGCCUAGCUUACAACAUAUGCGAUGUAAAAACGGGUACACAAUGAGGAACAAGACAGUAGCGCUGUUCCGUUUCUUCUCGUGUAUAUCUAGUACGCGCUUCCCUUUCUCGUAUGAGUGAAAUGAAAGAUGAAAUGAACAAUGAUGAAGUUUUCUUUGCCUACGCUCGCUCAGACUCAAGAAACACGGACGCAUUGCUUUAAGGAUAUACGUAUAUUUUUUAUAUUAAUUCGUGACGUAUGAUUUUUUAUCACAAUACCCAGUAAUUAUACCCAGUAAUAUAUGCCUUUUUUUUCUAUAUAAGCAAAAUUAUUUGCUUAUUUUGAGAAAAACGGUUAGACCUAUAAAUGUAUCUCCACUAUUUAGUAAGCUCAAGAUAUGUGCAAAAUGAAUGAUAAAAGAUUUUCGGGAAAGGGAAAUACUAUAUUUAUUUUCGUCAACUUUGUGCACGAUACGAUAUAUACCGAACAAGAAUCGCUCAAAACUGGAGGAGGAACCAGUUUCCAGCGCAGGGAAGAACAUUUCUUAUUUUAUUUAUUUUAAAAUAAAUACAUUAAAUAAAAUCAUUAGACAUCUUUACUCUAAUACUCAAGUAUCUGAUGGUUUGCCAACCUUAUGGUCCUAUUAACACUUUCGUGGACGCUCAACGAGACACAAAAGAAGUUUAAUUGUUACGACGACGUCUAUAGCUGUCUUAAAUUCUUACGUACGCGUAAGUGUUAAUAUCAUAAAUGCGAAAGUUUAUCACCGGUAGACCGUCUGCCUAUCAGUUUGUAUGAACGCGAUAAACCUGACUGAUUUUUGUACUGUUUUAACCAACAGAAACACAACACUAUAUAAUUUAUUAUGGUUUUAUCCGAGCGAAGCAGGGACUGGCCGCUAGUCUUCGUUAUAUAUUUUCAUCAGGUGUAUCGUGCACAAAAUUGAAAUCUAGAUAUACGGUGUAAUAGUAAAAUGUUGUAACUGAUAUUCAAAUGCUGAUAUGUAUGUUCUAAGAACUAUGUUUUAAUGUUAAAGAUAUUUACUGUGUAAAAAAUAUUAAAAUUAUAUUAAAAAUUGUAUUCCGCAGACGCUGUCCCAAGUAUAUUUAAUAUUAGUUUCGUUUCAUAUGUUUUGUAAAUUCUCUAUAACUCGUCCGAGAUAAGUUCAGACAUCGUAUAUGUGGUGACGGUGGUAGGUUCUCAUUGUCUAGUGGUAAAAGCUGACCAGAAUAAUUGCGGAAAAGAACUGAGGCAAUACCUAUAUCAUAGUUCAAGAAUGUAUGGAGUCGCCAUUUUGAUUUUUGUUUUCAUAGUCUUUUUGUAUUUUAUAUAUAUCAGGUGAUCUACAUUUUAAUUGUUAACUAGACUAUUAAGGAUGUUUCUAUAAGUAUAAAAUCAUGUCUACAAACUUUUAUAACUUCUUAGUAUCCAGUAACCAUAAUAUCAAUGUUGUAAUCGAAAAUAUGUCUUACGUUGAAGACAAUAACGUCUAUUGUUGCAAGUUCUAUAAUAAAUGUACAGUCGGACUAAUGUAUACUUGAAUAAUAAAUAUUGAAUUAUCAACUAUUUCAAAAUAGUUAAUAAUUCAAUAUUUAAUUUUGUGAAAAUUUAAAAUCGAGCACAAAAAAAUCUUGUUUAUCGUUAUGGUAACCGAAUUUUCAUACGAACAAGAUCAUUAUAUAGAUCACGGAUUACUGGACUGAUAAUUUGUUUCUCUCCCACUCUCUCCUUCUCAUAAGCUAAUUAGAGUGGAACGUUCUCUUCUUGAAAUGAAUCUUAUAAUAGUAUACUUAAGGUAGGUUUUUAUUUGCAUUUUUCCUGAGGAGUAAUCCGUCAGGUUUUAUUAUGUGAUUCCCAAUCAUAUUUGAAUUGAAACUUGUAAUUUUGAAUGUAUACAUACAAUUUGCCCAAACUUUAAUUUGCAAUAUUUGUUAUAUUUAAAUCUUGCAGAGACUAUUAGCCAUUUGCAUUAAUUGACUGUGAAAUGCAACAGUUAUGGGUAUUUAUCGUUGUGAUAUUUGUAAACCUAUUACUGAAUCCGUAGCUUAGGCCAUCAUACUAGACGUGAUUAAAUAGUUUGUCAUAUUUUAAUGUA